Danio rerio (zebrafish) is the source of this 1436-nucleotide messenger RNA. RefSeq names its product sphingosine-1-phosphate receptor 5b (gene s1pr5b). Gene Ontology annotation, cellular component: membrane; plasma membrane. The record is from RefSeq and is marked provisional. NCBI's taxonomy places the organism in Eukaryota, Metazoa, Chordata, Actinopteri, Cypriniformes, Danionidae. Gene Ontology annotation, molecular function: G protein-coupled receptor activity; sphingosine-1-phosphate receptor activity. Gene Ontology annotation, biological process: sphingosine-1-phosphate receptor signaling pathway; G protein-coupled receptor signaling pathway; signal transduction.
GAUCUCCAGACGGUCUUCAUCAGGGAUGGGCUGAGUGCUCUCCAGCGCCCCCCCCCCAGGCAGAGCAGUGUUCUGCAGCAUCUGUGUGUGUGUGUGUGUGUGUGUGUGUGUGUGUGUGAGAUCUGCAGAUGGAUGCGUCCGGCUCCUCCAACAGCUCCAGUUCUCCUCUCUGCAGCUCCUACCAGAGCAAUGCGGUUCUGCAGCGCCACUACAACUACACCGGGAAGCUGGAGCGUGGCCGGUACCGAGAUGGCCUGCAGCCCGAGGCUGUGGCGCUGCUGUGCGUCUGCCUACUGAUCAUCGCUGAGAACCUGACGGUCCUGCUGGCCCUCCGCAGGAACAGGAGGUUCCACAUGCCCAUGUUCUACCUGCUGGGCAACCUGGCGCUAUCGGACCUGCUGGCUGGCGUGGCCUACAUGCUGAACGUGGUGCUGUCGGGCCGGAACACUCUCCGCCUGACGCCGGCGCUGUGGUUCCUGCGGGAGGCCGGUGUGUUGGUGACGCUGGCGGCAUCGGUGCUGUGUCUGCUGGCCAUCGCAGUGGAGCGCGCCUGCACCAUGCGGAGCUCCAGGCCGCAGCAGAGCUCCAGGCGCCGCCGCCGCAUGCGGGCGCUGAUCGGGCUGAGCUGGGCGCUGGCGGUGCUGCUGGGGGCGCUGCCGGUGCUGGGCUGGAACUGCCUGCAGGAGCUGCGCUGGUGCUCCACCGUCCUGCCGCUGUUCGCCAAGAGCUACGUGCUGUUCUGCGUGUCGGUGCUCAGCGGCGUCCUGCUGGCCAUCGUGCUGCUGUACACACGCAUCUUCCUGUUGGUCAGGGCGCACACGCACGCACACACACACACGCAGCGGUCCCGCAAACACAUGGCGCUGCUGCGGACGGUGGCGCUGGUGCUGGGCGCCUUCAUCCUGUGCUGGACGCCGCUGUUCGCGCUGCUGCUGCUGGAUGUCUCCUGCCCCGCCAGAGCCUGUCCAAUCCUCUUCAAGGCCGACUACUUCCUGGGCGUGGCCAUGCUGAACUCGCUGCUGAACCCCGUGAUCUACACGCUGAGCAGCAGAGACGUGCGCAGCGCCGUGCUGAAGCUGCUGUGCUGCCGCUGCACACCGGACACACACCGCCACGGCCUGCAGAACACACUCUCAUCCGCCAACGCCACGUCCAUACACAAGUCCAUCUACCCCAAACUGCGGCUGUCCGUCAUCACCUGACUCUGAGACACACACACACACACACACACACACACACUCACACACACACACACACCUGCAGAUCUCUAUCAGCAGAUGUGUGUUUCAGACUGAGUGUGAUGAGCUUCAGAGAGAGCAGAUGUCCUGGCUGUGGUGCUGUCUCUGCUCUGGCUCCACAGCGCUCAGCAGCAGAACUGAGGGUCAGCGCAGCUGGAUGAGCUCGUGAUGGACUGAGCAGACUGCGGGGUCUGCGGG